UUAUAACCAAAUUUCACAACAUAAGGAAAAAGUACAAUAAUGCAAGAAAGUAGUUAGUUAAUUAUUAAUUUUUAAGUUUACAAUGAUAAAGUUAGUAAGAAAUAAUGUUAAAGAUAGACUUAAACGGUUUUUAAGUGAUGCAAAAUUAGAUGUAGAUAAAAAUGAUACAAUUUUAAAAAACAAUAACGUUCAGACCCCUAAAACCCGAAAACAAUUUCUUGUUCCUGUUCUGACCCAAGAAAAAUUAAAAAAAUUGUCAUCGGUUGUUGGCCUACAUUUAGCACCCAAUGGUGUGAGUUGGGCAAAAUUGUCUCCUGAAGGGAAUGUUUUAAAUAAAUGGGACGUUUUGGAGUUUGCACAGCUACCAAAAAGAAAUUUGCCAAUUGAUAUUCUACGCUACGUUAAAACUGUCAUUAAUGAAAUUCCCGAAGGGGACUUGUAUAUUUUUGAGUUACCAGAAAGUUCUGCCCCUUUGAAUCAGAAGUCAAUUUCUCUCAAUUACAACAAUCAGCAAUUAAUUUUCUCCUCAAUGUUAAUUGCUCUUCUUGAUGCAAGAACUGCUAAUUCUAAGACGGAUAUUAAACACACUAAUAGCAUUUUUUAUUUAAAAUCUAAACUGUCAGCUAAAUUAUUUGGAAUCCUUGUUGGUACAGAGAAGGUCUCUAGUCUUUCGAUUAUCUCCUCAGUCUUUGAUAAUUCUAAAAAUAGUUUACCCUGUACCCCAGUGAUUGUGGAUAAGAGUUUCAAGAAACAUUAUUAUGACUCGUCUUCAGUUCACAAAGAACUUUUAGGGCAUUCUUUAAUGAUUGCAAUGUGUUUUUUGGAUCUGUGCCUAUAUAAAAAUAGUGAAAGUAUAGCUGCAGCUACAAAGAUUAAAAGAUAAACGAGAAUGUAA
Messenger RNA from Agrilus planipennis (emerald ash borer), 895 nucleotides. RefSeq lists its product as uncharacterized. Gene Ontology annotation, biological process: transcription elongation by mitochondrial RNA polymerase; mitochondrial transcription. The coding region runs from base 83 to 883 and encodes 266 amino acids. The transcript has 4 exons. The record is from RefSeq and is a predicted model, not a curated record. Gene Ontology annotation, molecular function: DNA polymerase processivity factor activity. Gene Ontology annotation, cellular component: mitochondrial nucleoid. NCBI's taxonomy places the organism in Eukaryota, Metazoa, Arthropoda, Insecta, Coleoptera, Buprestidae.